GAGCCGCCCGGGCGCCGCCCGCCUCGCCAGCGCCCCCCGCCCGCACCAUGAGGCUGCGGUAGCGCGGCGGAGCGAGCGGAGCCCCGCGGAGCCGCCCGCCGCCCCCAUGGCGAAGGAGAGGAGCAGGAAGGCGCUGGUGGAGCUGCUCCAGCGGCCGGGGAACGCGGCGUGCGCCGACUGCGCCGCCCCGGACCCAGACUGGGCAUCCCACAGCCUAGGGAUCUUCAUCUGCCUGAAUUGUUCAGGAAUCCAUCGCAAUAUUCCCCAGGUCAGCAAAGUGAAGUCAGUCCGCUUGGAUGACUGGGACGAUGCUCAAGUGGAGUUUAUGGCCUCGAAUGGAAACAAUGUAGCAAAAGCAAAAUAUGAAUCUAAAAUGCCACCGUUUUAUUAUAAGCCAACGUUUCUUGACUGUCAACUGCUGCGGGAACAGUGGAUCAGAGCCAAAUAUGAACGAAAAGAAUUCAUUCACAGCGAGAAGCAGGAGCCUUACUCUGCAGGGUACCGAGAAGGGUUUCUGUGGAAGAGAGGACGCGACAACGGGCAGUUCUUAAGCCGAAAGUUCGUGUUAUCGGAGAGAGAAGGGGCACUGAAGUACUUCAACAAAAACGACGCAAAAGAACCCAAAGCAAUUAUGAAGAUCGAACACCUAAAUGCAACUUUCCAGCCUGCAAAAAUUGGGAACCCACACGGACUGCAGAUCACUUACCUGAAGGACAAUAGCACAAGGAACAUCUUUGUCUAUCAUGAAGAUGGCAAGGAAAUAGUGGAUUGGUUCAACGCCAUCCGGGCAGCACGUUUCCAUUACUUACAAGUGGCAUUCCCUGGAGCCAGCGAUGUUGAUCUGGUGCCAAAGCUUUCUAGAAACUACCUGAAGGAGGGAUACAUGGAGAAAACGGGGCCAAAGCAAACAGAGGGAUUCAAGAAGCGAUGGUUCACCAUGGAUGACCGACGGCUCAUGUAUUUCAAAGAUCCCCUGGAUGCCUUUGCUAGAGGGGAAGUUUUUAUUGGGAGCAAGGAAAACAGCUACAAGGUGCUGGAAGGGCUCCCACCGUCCACGCAGGGAAACCACUGGCAGCACGGGAUAACCAUCGUCACCCCGGAUCGGAAAUUCCUCUUUGCCUGCGAGACAGAGGACGACCAGCUGGAGUGGAUUACGACCUUUCAGAAAGUCAUCAGCCGGCCCAUGCUGCCUCAGGAAUACGCAGUGGAAGCCCAUUUCAAACAUAAACCUUAGCUGGGACUGGCUGGGCAGACCUGAGGAGUGAGCUUCUGUUUACAACACAACGUGGUUUUAUUUGAAAUGUUUAAAAUAAUAAUUAAUAAUAAUAACAGUAAUAAUAAUAAUAAUACUUCCCUUUCCCCUCAUCAUUCACUUGAUCAUGUUGGAAGCUGAGAAGGACGGCAGCAGAACUUUGGAGAAGAUGCUGAUCCAACUUGAAAUUCAGCUUUGUAGCUGCUCCACGGGAUGGGACAGGUGGUCCUGCCCCCCCAUCACCCCACACCCAUUGGAAGGGGUGUCCCACCCAGAUUCAGCAGGAUGGCAAAGACUAUUGGUGGCUCAUCCCAGGGGGAGAUGGAGCUUUUCCACACGUGCAGGUCCCUGGGCUCUGGAGCUGAGCAUCCCCGCAGUCCCAGCUGGCUGCCAGCCCUUUCCAGGGGGCUGUGAGUCCCUGAGCAGUGACAUCCUCGUGGGAUGGGAAAUUGCAGCCUGGAAACACCUGAAAUGGUGCUGUGCAAAACGGCUGGGCCUCCCCAUGGCAUUGGGGUAAAUGAUAAGUAAAUUACCUCCCUGUGGAGGGGUGGUGAUGCUGCACCUGGACAGGGUCAAAUGGGAUUUAGAAAUAGAGGAAAUGGGCAUCAUCAGGCUCAUUACUGCUUAGGGAAGGGCAGGGAGGAGGGGAAUCAAUGGGGACAGAGCAGUGUUGCCCCAACCAUGCAUCCUGCAAGGGAGACACCAACCCAUGAGGUGAUGCUGGGGAAGCAGAGUUUUGGGGGCCAGGCCUGUGCUCUGCUCCCUGGGUCAUUCCUCUUUCAUGGCUGGGGGGGAUUGCACCCUUUUGGGAGCCUGGUAUGGAGUUGGGGGGGGGUGAGCUUUAGGUGCAGUUUUGCUGACAGGCACAUCAAAGCCUGUCCCAGCCCACCCCCAGCAGGCAACGUCCCUUCUCCAGUCUUGGUGGUUGCACUUUUUUCCCCAAUAAUUCUCUCAAAUUUUUUUUUGGUUGAUUUUUUUUUUUUUUCUUUUCCCGCCAAGAAGAAAAAAAAAAAAAAAAAAAAAAAGCUGCUUGAAGUGACGUUUCAGCGCGGUGUUGAGCACUGUAAUUCCUGCAGUCGGGGCGGGCGGGCUGGGACCUGCACACCAGGUGCUGGAUUUUUACCCAAAAAUGAAAUUUCUGGCGUCCACGAAAGGACCAGCCCCGGACACGGACCCGUCCAACGCGUUCCUUAGGUUGGUGUGUGUAACUGAGAGCAUCUCAUCAGCUGUGUGCAUUCGUUCUGUCACUGGUAAGACAACUGUGGUACUAAAUGUCAUUCGAACCAAUAAAUUAUUAUUAUGUCA
Chiroxiphia lanceolata (lance-tailed manakin) is the source of this 2557-nucleotide messenger RNA. It is a transcript of the gene ADAP1, whose product is annotated as ArfGAP with dual PH domains 1. The coding region runs from base 107 to 1234 and encodes 375 amino acids. Gene Ontology annotation, biological process: positive regulation of GTPase activity. NCBI's taxonomy places the organism in Eukaryota, Metazoa, Chordata, Aves, Passeriformes, Pipridae. The record is from RefSeq and is a predicted model, not a curated record. The transcript is spliced from 11 exons. Gene Ontology annotation, cellular component: plasma membrane; intracellular membrane-bounded organelle. Gene Ontology annotation, molecular function: GTPase activator activity; phosphatidylinositol bisphosphate binding.